This is a messenger RNA of Adelges cooleyi (spruce gall adelgid), 2650 nucleotides long. RefSeq names its product myotubularin-related protein 10-B. The record is from RefSeq and is a predicted model, not a curated record. Bases 210 to 2237 code for a protein of 675 amino acids. NCBI's taxonomy places the organism in Eukaryota, Metazoa, Arthropoda, Insecta, Hemiptera, Adelgidae. The transcript is spliced from 13 exons.
AUUUUGUCAUUAUAUUCCAGUUUUUAAGUGUAACUAGUUAAACUAAUUUUGCAACUAUGUACGACUUAUAUAAAUUAUUACAUCUUCAUGUAAUUGUACAUAAUAUUAUGUCGAUUAUUUAUCUUUAAUAUUUAAUAAAAAUUAAAUUAUUAUUGCAAUAGUUAAGUUUGUUUGAUAAUUCAAUUUAUAAGUAUGAGGUAUCAUUAACGAUGAAUGAAAAACGAUUGACUAAUAGUUUUAAAAGCUAUAUUGGAUUGGACGACGAUGAUAAGUUAAGUUUGAUUGGUAAUCGUAAUUCGAUGUAUAAGUAUGAGGUACCAUUAACAAUGAAUGAAAAUCGAUUGACUAAUAGUUUUAAAAGCUAUAUUGGAUUGGACGACAAUGAUAAGAACAACUCAAGCUGUGAAACAUCAUUUAUAGAAAAUGAACUUUCGCCUAAACUUCAUCCAGGUGAAAUGAUAAUUGCUGAAGCCCAAAAUGUGUUACUAUUUACUCCAGUAAACGAACAAAAAACUGGUCAAUCUGGUAUUCUAUUCGUAACUAAUUUCAGACUUUCUUUUAUUACGUCACUAGAAAAACAAUUGGAAGAUGUAGCAUACCAAGAAAAUUUACUUUUAGGACAAUAUGAUGUGUGCCUAUCCAAUAUAGAUGUGGUUUACCUAUUGAUGGGUGAUAAAAAAAAAAGACUGAUGCCCGGCCAUCGCUUUAAUGACAAAGUCAAAGGAUUACAUAUACUGUGCAAAAACAUGAGAACAUUAUCGUAUAGUUUUAAGUUUUCGCCGCUUGGCCACGGUAAAACCUUAGCAAAUGCCUUGUUGCAUCAUGCGUUUCCGAAAAGACAUCAGCUGUUAUUCGCUUACGACUAUAGGGAACCAUGUAUGCAAAGUAAAUAUAGAACACCUACGUUUAGAUGCCAAAGUGAUUGGGAAAAAGAACUGAUACGUACAAACUGUGUCGGUUGGAAAAUAAAUACUUCAAACAAUAAUUUUCAACUAUCCCAAAGUUUACCACAAUUUAUUGUUGUCGGCUCGGCAGUUAUAGACAAUCAGUUACGUAAAGCUGUACGGCAUUUUCGUGAUGGACGACCACCUACUUGGUGUUGGAGCACGGCCAAUGGUGCAGCGUUAUCUAGAAUGGCCGAUGUCGUGGAUCCUUCCAAUAGAACUCAGGAAAACGCCAUGUUGGAAAUGGUUAGAAAAUCUCAUCCUAACCAUUUGAGACCAGUCGUAAUAGACUUAACCAAAGAUUUACCUUCACCUAAAGACGUGGAACAGAGUUUUGUUAAGCUGCGAGAACUCUGCGCUCCUGAAAGUGCAAGACAAUUCUGGGUUCAAGAUAACCAUUUUUAUUCAUUUUUGGAAGCAAGUAAAUGGUUACAGUAUGUUUCCAGUUGUCUUGGUUCAGCAAUGGAUAUCGCCAAUAUACUCAAUCGUAAAACAUCAGUUGUUUUACAAGAACGUGAUGGUCGUGAUCUAUGUUGUGUAAUUUCUAGUCUCACCCAGCUAUUGAUCGAUUCUCAUUUUCGAUCCAUAUUAGGAUUCCAAAUGCUGAUUCAAAAAGAAUGGGUCGUAAUGGGACAUCAGUUUUGUACGAGACUAGGUCAUGUCUACAGUCCAGAUUCAGUCAAGUCGCCCUUGUUGCUCCUGUUUUUGGACUGUGUGUGGCAGCUAACACAACAAUUUCCUUCCAAAUUUGAAUUCACCGACACUUAUUUAAUCACUCUAUGGGAUACAUCACACGUUUCUGUAUUUGACACAUUUUUAUUCGAUAACGAACACGAUCGUCAUUAUGCAACAUCUGACGGAUCGAGCCCGUUCAUGCUACGUUCGAUAUGGGCAUGGGAAGAACAAUUUUUGGAUCGUGAUUUGGUUCAAUUUCAUAAUCCUCUUUACAAUUCUACAGAUGACGGGACGCUUAAAGUGGCUUCUGAAGUAUCGUGCCUCAGUGUUUGGACACAGUGUUAUUAUAGAUUUUUACCCACUUUGGAGAUAUCGUCUGGAGGCAAACCCUUGGAAGAUUAUAUGAUAAGAACUUUGUUGUCCGUUCCAAAUAAGAGUUCUAAGAACACACAGGAAGUUUACUCGCCAUCAAAUAUGAGUUCGUUUUAUCCGUUCACUCAUUGGAGAUCGUGCACUACAGUUCCUCCGUCGACAUUGACAAUCAGUUCAUUGUCGUUAAACACUAGCGAUUUUCAAAUGGAAACAUCGUUAGUUGAAAUACCAGAAAACCAUGUAUGAAUAGUACUGCUGUUAAAGGAAAUUGUUUUACCCAACCACAUAUUGCAAUGUAUAAACAAAUUAAUGAAUUCUAAAUUUAAUCAUAAUAGCGAAUACGUUUAACGUAGUACAGGUCUAACAACUACUAUAAUAUAUCCAUAUGGUAACUAAAUCGAGAAUUGUUGUUUUUUAAUUUUAACAUUUAGUUUUAUAAUUUGAUGUAUUAACAAAAUAUUAUUAUUUUUUAAAAAUUCGGUAUACCCACUUUUUUUUUUAUUGUUAGUUAAUUUUUUAUGUUUUGUUCUUUUUUCUAUAAAAUGUAAUUUAGUAAAUAAUGAAUUGCAUAAUAUUGAUUGAUAAUUAUGUCGUUACCUAAAUUCUGUUUUCUAUGUCAUGAAAGCAAUUCAUUAUUCAAGGUAUUUUUUUUUUUAUAG